AUGAGGAGAAAUCGGAUCGAGGGAAAUCACAACCACACAACACAACAACAAUUCUACAACUUCACACUCGAAAUGGUUAACAACCUACCGGCACUCUAUGUGGAGGAUCACGAUGAGUCCGAGAAGGAAGUCAAUCGUACACGAUACAUCCUGCUCUACACUAGUUUUUACGAGGAUGCCAGUUGGGGCUUACCAUCCGUCACGGUCGGCACGGACUACUUCAAGGCUAAACGGUGCCCGGUCACCAACUGUGUUAUGACGACUGACCACGGGCUGGUGAAGCCAAUUACGGAGUAUGAUGCACUCGUCUACCAUGGCGCCAGACGCUGGAAAGUGAAACCACCGCGGGAGCGGGCGCGCAGGCAGAUUUACAUCGCAGCCAUCUGGGAGUCACCGGCGCACACCGAGCAUCCGCUCGGGCCAGAAACGAACUCUUUCUUCAACUGGACCAUGACGUACCGGCUGGACUCGGACAUUCUGUUCUACUACGGCAUCAUAGUGGACCUGGAGAGUGGAGAGGUGGUGAGCCCAGCCUACAAACCGAUCUGGCGCUAUGGUUUUGAUGCGUACAGGAACGCAACCUUAGUGAAGCUGGUGAGCCGGAAGCGCGUGAUGGCGGCUCAGUUUGUUUCGCACUGCGGUGCUGUAUCGAAGCGUGAUCAGUUGGUGCAAUCGUUGCAAGAUGCUGGUCUAAUGGUUGAUGUGUACGGUUUAUGUGGCAAUUACACCUGCUACCAUAAGAGCAAGAGUUGUGGACAGAUGUUGGAUAAGGUUUACUGGUUUUACCUUUCGUUUGAGAACUCACUGUACGUCGACUACGUCACGGAGAAGCUGUACAACGCGCUCGAGCACAACGUCGUUCCGAUCGUGUACGGCGGAGCCAACUACUCCCGCUUCGCCCCUCCCGGCUCCUACAUCGAUGUGCAGGAUUACGGAUCCGCCAAACAGCUCGUCGAUUAUCUGCGAUAUCUGAUCGAAAAUCCACAAGAGUACGUAAAGUACUUCUGGUGGAAGCAGCACUACGCGAUCGAUAAGUCCUCUUCUGUGUGGUGUCAGGUGUGCGAAAAGCUGCACUCCGUCAGCACCAGGACGGCGGUACAGUACUACCGCAAUAUACAUUCCUGGUGGCACGAUAGUGCCAGCACGGCCAAACAGAAGCUUAAGUUUUGA
This is a messenger RNA of Anopheles aquasalis, 1170 nucleotides long. RefSeq names its product alpha-(1,3)-fucosyltransferase C-like. Lineage: Eukaryota; Metazoa; Arthropoda; Insecta; Diptera; Culicidae. The record is from RefSeq and is a predicted model, not a curated record. Gene Ontology annotation, cellular component: membrane. Gene Ontology annotation, molecular function: fucosyltransferase activity.